UAGCGAGUAGCGGCUGGCAACAUUGAAUAAACAAAAUGUCAAAACCCGAAAUCGACAACGAUGGGUUUCAGAAAGUAAAAUCAAAACGAAUUUCUAGAAACAAACCCACGAAAAUACCAAGCAGAGAUAUACAAUUUGAUAAACUAGACAUUGAAAUAGACGUCGAUAAGACCAUUCAACGGAUUAACUGCGCUAUAGACGAUUUGCGACUUUCUAGCUACUUGGAGGACAUUAUAAAUUCCGUGAGUAGCAUAUUAAAGGAAAGAAAAGUUAUAGAAAUAGUUUGUUUAGGACUUGGACAUAUAGCUGAAUGUAACAUUUCAAAAUACCAAUUAGCUCUGUUGUUGUGUCUAAAGGAUCAUUGUAAACCUUCAAAAGUUUUAGUACAUGAUCCUAUCUUCUAUAAAAAGGAAUGUGAAGUCUUAAAAAAGUUAGGGCUAGAAGUUAUUUUAGAAAAUAGUGAAGGUGGUUAUAUAAUAUCUGAUAAAGCACCUACUCUUGUGUAUUUACCUCAUUGCCCAAAACAACUGACAAAUAAUUUCCUUUGGAGCAACUGGGGUGUUAAUUUACAUAACUGUUUACUUAUCUGUAACAGUUUUCAAUCAUUAUUUGACAAUCAACCUAGUAGAAUAUUAUCCGAAACAGUCCCAUACAUAUUAAAAAUAUUCCCUCAUACUUCUGAAGAAACAUUACUAAAUAACUUCAAAUACACUGACAUUUUUAAUGACACUGCUAUCCAUUACUUUACUAAAGAAAAUCUAGAACAACUUGACCCAGACUUUUGGGUCAAAGGUGACAAACCGACAUAUGAAAAUACUGAAGAAUUUAUAACAUCUCUCAUGGUAAAGCAGCUGAACAUUUAAUUUGUUUGAAGGUAUAAAAAUGGCAUCAAUCUCUACAAAGCCCGCAUUAGUAACACUUCGGCAAUUAUUGUCAGAGUUACGUAAACAGAGCUCUUCAUCAAAGCUUACGGAGAAUCAAAUGGUUCAGUAUAUAUUCAGAGAAUACAGAAAAUAUCAGACUACGGAUCAACAGUUAUGCAAGGCAGCUGAUGAGAUGCAUUUCAGAGCCAAGUCCUACUAUGAUUAUCUGCACCACUCAAGAAGGUACAAAGAAAUCAAUGCAGAGUUCAAAGGAAAGGGAGAAAGGAGUGUUGAAGAAACGGCAAGGAUGGUUGGUUUCAAAAUGCCACAUGAACCUAAACCUUAACAUUACCUAUAAAAGCAUAAAAUCAAAUGUAGACUUAGUUUUCUGUAAAUAAAUGUUCAUAUAAUAGUUUAUAAAA
Spodoptera exigua (beet armyworm) is the source of this 1285-nucleotide messenger RNA. The record is from the annotation of a GenBank genome assembly. NCBI's taxonomy places the organism in Eukaryota, Metazoa, Arthropoda, Insecta, Lepidoptera, Noctuidae.